AAUCAUCUUUUUCUUCAUCAGAACAACAACAACAUAACAAGUGAUCAGUUUUCUUUUACUUUCUCUCUCAACUUCCAAUUCUAAUGAAACAUGUUCUCUCUCUCAAUGAAAUUCUCUCUCAACAUAAAUCAACAUGAACAAUUAUUUUUCUACUCUUUUUGAUUGUUACAAUUUACAUUCUUCUACCUUGGUGUGAACUUUAAUUUUCGUUUCUUAUCAACGCUCACAUUUUAUCUUCUUUCUCUUCAUCUCUUUUCUCCUUCUCAUCAUCAUCAUCCUUUUCUCUCUCUCUGCUUCUUACUUUGUGUCUCUUUCUCUGUGUCUGCCUGUCUGUCUAUCAUCUCUUGUAGUUUCUCCUUUUUUGGUUAAGGUUAGCCCAUCAUCUCAAUUUGGGUUUUCUCUUCCCUCUCUCACUCACUCACUCACACAGUCACUUUCUCUCUCUUCUCUUCUCUUUCAUCCUGCUCUCUUUGUGUACCUCAAUUUCUUGUGAUCUUUUCUUCAUCUUCAAUUUACCCUCAUCUUGGUGAUAACAAAUUUCUAAUCUAAUUUUUCACUCGAAUAAUUAACAUGCUGGUCAAUUUAAACUUCUCAAUUACUUAUUGAGAAUCAAAUCCAAGGAGUAGAAACAAUGUUACAAGUUUACAAUUUAAUGGAAAGUGAACCAAAGCCUUUUCCCUCUUGUUUUCCAUUGUCAACUUUAAUUGGCAAAAUUACAUUAUUAUUCUUCAAGUGAAGUGUUGAUUAUUUUCUGUUGUAUUAUUAUUUUUCUCUUUAUUUUGAAUCUUCCUCAUCUCUACCAUAAGAAAGAAGAAGGUGAAGAGAACAGACAAACAAAAAACCAAAACAAAGAAAUUUCAAUUCACCACCAAGAAGAAAUAAUUUCCAAUCACUUUAUUCUGCCCUUCAUCAUAAUCUUCAUCAUCUUUCAUCGUGAUUUUUGCCUCUUUUCCCUGUUAUUCUUUUUACUACUGUUUAAUUGUUGGAACUUGGAACAAAAGCAUCAAUUAUUCGGUAAAUUAUCUACUUGCAACACUUCGCAAUAAUAAUAAUUACUCUUCUAUCUUAAUCUGCAAUAAACACACACACACCAUACAAAAGGAGUAUAUAAAUUGUAUAUAAAGAUCUACUCAUCAAAAAGUCAAGCAUAAAAAAGACAAAGGAAUAAGAAUAAAAGGAAAAGUAAAGGAUUCAUCCAGGAUCGACAAUAAAUCACCAUGGAUCAUUCAGUGAAAGCAAUGACAAAUAAUCACCGUAAAGUUGCCUUUUCCCGAUUAUUGAAUCGUGAUCGUUUUGAAAACUCUGAACUUGAAUCACUUUAUCAGAGAUACAUUUUUAAGCUCAAUCAAUCAUCAAUUCUAAGUGUUCUACUUUUAUUCUCUUUAUUAACCUUUACUUUAUCCAUCCUUGAAUUUUACUUUUACAAGAAAAUUACCGUUAUCGGUUUCUUUUGUGCUCUUCAGUGUAUUACCUUUGUUGGUUUGUUCAUUUUAAGUCACACCAAAGCCAUGGAAGAUGAUCAUCUGAUUAGUGUUUGUUAUACAAUUAUCACCGCUUGUUUACUCUUCUGUCUUCUCUAUGCACCCAUAGAUAUUAAACUACGACAUCCCUGGUUAGGUAAUUCUUGGUGGGAUCGAGGUCAUAAUGCUGCCGAAGGCGUUUGGCAAAUAGUUCUAGUUGUUUUCAUUGUUUACACUUUGUUACCCAUUAAAACCCGAUACGCAGUUCUAAUUGGGAUUUUACUGCCUUCUGUUCAUAUGGUCAUUGUAAUUCUGAUGGCCAAUACAUUUAUCGAGUAUAAAAUUCAAGCUCUUUGGGCUAAUGGUUUAAUAUUUACCUGUGUUAAUAUGGUUGGAUUGUUUGUUAAUCACCUGAUGGAACAUGCUGGACGAAAGGCUUUUCUUAACACUCGUAAUUGUAUCAGUGCUCGUUUGGAGAUGGAAGAUGAGAAUGAAAAAUUGGAAAGGUUACUUCUUAGUGUUUUACCUCAACAUGUAGCCAUGGAAAUGAAAGCCGAUAUUUUGGCCCCCAAAGAAUCUGGACAAUUUCAUAAAAUUUACAUUCAAAAGCAUGAAAAUGUUAGCAUUUUAUUUGCUGAUAUUGUUGGUUUUACUGUUCUAGCAUCACAUUGUAAUGCGUCUGAUCUUGUCCGUUUAUUGAACGAGUUAUUUGGACGCUUCGAUCAACUAGCAAAUGAUAAUCAUUGUUUAAGAAUUAAAAUUCUUGGAGAUUGUUAUUAUUGUGUUUCUGGUUUACCUGAUCCAAGGUCAGAUCAUGCUCAUUGUGCCGUUGAAAUGGGACUAGAUAUGAUCGAUGCAAUUGCAUCGGUUGUUGAAGCAACUGACGUACAAUUAAACAUGAGGGUUGGUAUUCACACAGGUAGAGUUUUGUGCGGUGUUAUUGGCCUGAGAAAGUGGCAAUACGAUGUUUGGUCUAACGAUGUUACCCUAGCUAAUGCAAUGGAAGCCGCCGGUGAACCAGGUAGAGUUCACAUCACCCAAUCAACUUAUGAUUGUCUACACAAUGAAUAUGAAGUAGAACCUGCUGCUGGAUCAGAUAGAAAUCCAACUUUAAGGAAACACAAUGUCGUCACUUAUUUCAUUGUACCAUCGCAACAACGGCGUAAACCAUUACUUUUCAACACUCUUCAAGUUCGCCAUCUUGCUGGAACUGCGAGCCGUCGGAAGUUGUCUUUCAAAAAUGUUUCCAGUGUUCUUGUUCAGUUACUUCAUUCAAUCAAAUUCAAUGUUGACGUUCCCUUUUCAAACAUGGCUAUGGUAUCAUCAGGAAAUAUGCAAAAUGAAUCAACUCUGGAUGAUCAAUUAUCCAACAAAAAGCAAAAAAUGACAGAUAAACUCCGGAAACCAUUUAAAAAGCGUCACUCAGCAACUCAUCAUCAGGCAACCAAUCGUGUUAACAAAUAUCUAUCUCAAGCAAUCGAAGCUCGAAGUGUAGACCGAGAAAAGUCAACAAACGUCAAUUGGUUUACAUUAUGUUUCAAAGACAGAAUAAAAGAGAGACAAUAUCAUGAAAACAAAGACCAUGGAUUCGGGAUGUCACUAUCAUGUGCACUUGCAAUUCUCAUCAUGUUAACCGCUGUUCAAGUUGUCAUCCUCCCCAGAACCGUAAUGUUGAUUUUCCUAUUUGUUGCUGCCUUCAUUUGGCUCGCAACUUUAUUAAUUAUGAUGUUGGCUGCACGAUUAAGGUGUAUGCGAAAAGAUAUAGCCAAAUAUUUCCUAAUGAGAUUGGGAAUCAUGAUAUUUACCGUUGUGAUAAUUUACGCUGUUGCACAAGUUAAUGUGUUUUCCUGUCUAGAGGAGCCUCGAUGUGAUAUCAACUCAACGAUCGCAAUUCCUAAGCCAUUUAUGCAAGAUCAUCGAAUCUGCCCUCUCCCCCAAUAUAUUGUUCUAAGCUGUGUUAUUGCAUUUCUACCAUUGGUUGUAUUCCUAAGACUUCCAGUUCUACUUAAAGGAGCAUUGAUAAUUCCAAUGGCUGCUGUUUUCUUAUUAGUAAUUGAAUUAACUCACACUCAGUUAUUCACUUGUUACGAUUUAAGGGUUGGAUCAAUCAUACCCAUGGAUAUUGUUGGUAUCGUUGUGAUUAUUAUCUUUUCAAUUGCUGUUCUUAUUCAUGGGCGACAAGUUGAGUGGACAUCAAGACUUGAUUUCCUCUGGAAUGCUCAGGCUAAUGAGGAAAAAAUUGAAAUGCAUGAAUUACAAGAUAGCAAUCGACGGAUUUUAUUCAAUUUAUUACCUGCUCAUGUGGCUACUCAUUUUCUUGAUAAUCAAUUACGUAAUAAUAUGGAGCUUUAUAGUCAUUCAUAUAAUAAAAUAGGAGUUAUGUUUGCAUCGAUUCCCAAUUUUCAUGAGUUUUACGUUGAAAUGGAUGGAAAUAAUCAAGGGGUUGAGUGCCUUCGUUUACUCAAUGAGAUUAUUGCUGAUUUUGAUGAGAUAUUGAAAAAAGAUUCUUAUCGAAGUAUUGACAAGAUUAAAACUGUUGGUUCUACUUAUAUGGCCGCCGUUGGUCUGAUACCUGAACACCGAAUACCUGAUAAAGAUGAUGCGAUUGCCGCUGAAUACAUGAGCCUAUUAGUUGAUGUUGUUUUCGACAUGAAAGAUAAACUUAAGGAUAUUAAUGAAAACUCAUAUAAUAAUUUUAUGCUUCGAGUGGGUCUCAAUGUUGGCCCAGUUGUGGCCGGUGUUAUUGGAGCUCGAAAACCUCAAUAUGAUAUUUGGGGUAAUACAGUUAAUGUCGCAAGUCGUAUGGAUUCAACAAGUUUACCUAAUCACACUCAAUGUACUGAGGAUGUUUACAUGUUACUUAAAGAUUAUCCUUACACCUUUCAAUGUCGUGGAACUGUUAAUGUUAAAGGAAAAGGCGAAAUGACCACAUACUUUUUGAUUGACCGUCAACGAUUUGGUUACAAUGGUCGAGCCAAUUACCUUCCUCAGGUGUCUAAUUUUGAUAAUGAAAAUGGUUCGGGUACCAAUAAUAAUAAUAACAAUAAUAAUUCAAGUAGUGGACGAGAGACUAGUGAAAAUGGUUCAAUGUCCAGAGCAAUUAAAUCAGGGCGACAUGGAUUCAAUGGACAUGAAUCAAUAAAUCAAUCCAAUGGUCCACGUCCACUGGUCGGAACCGGGGGUUCAGAUGAUCAACAACAAGGAAAUAAUGAUGUUAAUACUCAAGCGAAAAUGUUGUUACCCGGUGGACAAUCAGGAAAAUACUCAAUUGAAAAUAAUAGCAACUCUAAUUCAAGGAAACAAAGUCAACAACAGCUACAAGGUGCAUCUACAUCGUCCAUGGAUGAAAUUGAUUCUCUACAAUUUGCCGCUAUAGCGAAUCUUAAUCAAGAACUAAUUAACCGAACCAAGGCUAAUCUCAGUCUAUUUAAAAGGCCUUUACCUAAUCUUCCACCCACAAUUGAAGAAUCUCCUAAAAGUGAUAUGAUUUCAUCUGAAACUUCAUCUCCAAUGCUCAAAACUCACCCAAAUUUGUGGGAAAAUCAACAAAGACACUCUAUUGAUAUUGGACCAUCGUCUUCGAAAAAUGUUCCAACCACAUCUUCUAAUCAUCAUCAUCCAUCAUCAAAUGGUUCAUCUUCCCAAUCGGCCAGAAAACUUAACACAACAACAAUUCACAAUCAAACCUAUGGGGACUCAUUUGACUUAACAGAACUUAAUUUACUUAAUCCAAAUCGUCUUCAGGGUGAAAAACCCGAUGUGACAAUAAUUAACAUGCCAAAUGAAUUGUCAUUACACAACCAUAAACCUUUUGCUCGUCCAUCUUCCGGUGAUGGAUCUUCAUUUUAUCAGAUAUCAUCUUCCUCAUCUUCAUCUGAGACUUCAUUAUCUCCCUCUUCAUCUCCUUCUUCAAGUUUAUUUAAUCGAGGUGAUAAUCCAGAUGAUUCUGAACAUUGUACUACUAAUUGUAGCGAUGAAGAAGAUGUAAAUCCUUCCAAUAAUCGCCUUUCUAAUGAUUCGAGUAACUUGAAAUGGGUUUAUCCCAAUGAUGUUAAUCGGCAAGAAAUCAAUGCUCAUGAAGGAGAGGAAAUAGAUGUAGAUGAUUAUGAUUACGAAGAUGAUGAAACUGGAAGAUUAACUCGAGACGAAUCUUCAUAUUCAAUUGAUUGUAAUCCAUCUCAAUCAAUUUCUUUCAAUUCUAAACCUAGGAUGGAUUCUUCAUGUCAAACUGACCCUUCGUUUCUUGUAUCAAGUCAUUCUCGUCAUCAUCAACAGCAUUCCCAACAACACCCAAACCAUUAUCAUCAUAAUCAUCAUCAUCAACAAUCAAAUCAUCAUCCGAGAAAUUCACUUGAUUUUACUGGUUCUCUUCAUGAUUCUAAAUCAUCUCGACCAUCAAAAGAAUUAAAUACAAAUAGUGGUAGACGUCGAUCGAAAGCUAAUAAAAGAUCAGACAAUCGUCGAACUGGAACUGCAGUCGGUGGAGUGUCCAGUCUAUGGAAAAACGAUAAGAAAGAUGGACUAGCACCUUUGCUGGGGAAAAAAUAUUCGAGCCACGAGAUGAACCCUAACGAUACCGUUACCGAUACCGACAAUGAGGAAAAUGAUUUAGAGUCAGAUGAAUAUGGAUUAGAUAAUAAUAUCGGUUAUGCUAAACCAAAUCCAAUUUCUAAGGUCAAUUCCGAAGGCUCCAAUUAUCAAUUACGAAACUCAUCUAAGUUACGAAAAGGAUCUUUACCUGAUUUCAAAAGUACCAAUAAGCCGAUCGCUAGUAACCAUUUUGAUAAUAGUGUUAAAUCAAAUCGUCCAAAGAUGCAUUCAUUUGAUUAUUUUGAUGAGCCAAGUUCAUCAAAAUCUCAUCAUAAUGCUAGAGAUUUAAGUCCAUUAAUUGACCAUCAUUCACCUGAAUAUAAUAAUAAAGAGGAUGGUGAUGAUGAUUACAAUUUAUCUGAAUCUGGAGCUGUUGGAUUUACUAAUCAACCUGACGGACAUUCACAAAUUGUUGCCCAAAUGAUUAAACCUGAUUUAUUUGAACAUUUAACUCAUCAUAUGCCAGAGAAAUCACUUUAUUCUGUUAAUUAUAUUGGAGAAAAGGGUAAAUCAUUCAAUGUUGAUAGUUUAAUCAACUCUCCAGUUAACUCACCAAAAUUAAUGGAAUCAGGAGCUGUUAAAAAACAAUUUUCAAUCGAGGAUCUUAAUGACAUCUCAACGACAAGUAAUUCGUAUCAAAGUGAGCUAAUUAAUCUUGAUUCGAGUCCGAAGAUAAGAAAACCAUUGGCUUAUCGAUUUAUGGUUAAUCAUCAAUACCAGGAAGAUGAUAAUUCAAAUUCAAGAAGUGACCGGACACUUGGCAAUGAAGAUGAUAAUACAGCCUCUCGAACAUCAAAUUUAACUACCAAAGAAUCAGAAUUGGAAUUAUUAGAUUCUGAAUUUACUUCUGCCCUUGAUGCCCAUCAAGAGACUGAAUUUGAUGUUGAUGAUGAGGAGAAGACUCAAGGAGAAAAUGUCGUUAGUGAUAACGAAAGUGGUGAAAUUGAUGAAGAUGAAGCUCCAGAUGAUGAGCCAGGACUUGAUGUUGACGAAUCAGAAAAUAGGGCGAACGUUAAUUGUAAUAUUGAUCUUGGAGAUGAAUGUGAAGGAGAUGAUGAAGAUGAUGAUAAUCAUUUACGACAAGUUGACAAUUUACUUUUAACUCGAACCAAUGAGAUACGUAAACAAAAUGCUGAAGCAGCGAGUGAUGCUGAUGAUGAGAAUGAUGAUCGAAAUGAGAUUAACAAUGGACGUCGAUUGGGACGAAUCAAUAAUAAGCCUGGAAUUGGGAUAAACAAUAUUCCAUCACUUCCGGUAAUUAAUGAUGGCCCUGGAAUCAUGAGUGACGCUAAUUCAGUUUGUAAUGAUGCUGGAAAUGAAGGUGACAUUGAUGAUACAAGUUUAUCUUCACGAGCAAGUUCAAGGAUUUUCAAUGAAUGUGAUCAAUGUUUUGAAAAUAAUUAUCAAUCUGAUUCGGAAAACAAUCAACAACAACUCCAACAACAAGAACCAGAUCAACAUAAUUGUAUCGUGAUUCCUAGUCCAAUGUUAAAUCACCGAGAUGUUUAUGAUUGUGAGGCUUCAAGUGAUUUCGAGAUUAAUUAUUUUAAUGAUAACAAUUUACCGUAUGCAAAUCAAUCAUCUCUUGGUGGACAAUUAGGAGAUGGACCUCAAUUAAAUAAGCAAUUGGUUGCAAUUAGUAACGAUAAUAGAGCAAAUAAUUUACUCAACUGUCUUUCAGAAUCAAAUACAACAGCUAAUUGUAAUAAUUUACUGAUGAACAAUUAUGACCCAGAUAAUGAUGAUCAUUUUAAUCAACUGGAAUAUGGUAAAUUAAAUGGUCAACCAUCACAACUGGAGGAGCAAAAGUAUUCACCAAAUCAUAACGAUAAUAAAACUCAAGUUGAUUAAGUUGAUCAUAUUAAUACUUUGUACAGAAUCACUUGAUCAUCAUCUUCCCUUUUAAUCACCAAAAUUGUGAUUUAUCAUCAUACUCACCAAGAAAUGUUCAUCAAUGUGCCAAUCAAGUUGAAGUAAUUUAACAAUUAGCUUAACGGAAAUCUAAGGUCUAAAACAAAUUCAUUCUAAUCAUCAUUAUAACUUCAUCUCAAACGAUAGUUUAAAUCAUUAUAUUUAUAAUUGUCAUUGUCAUUUGAUUCUCAUCAAUCAAUUUUUUUAUUCCAAAACCUUUUUGUUUGCAAGAAAAAAAAACUCAAACAAUUAGCAUAACAAACAAAUGUAACAAAAACUGUUUAAUCAAAUGAUUGCAACAACAAUUUGUGAAUCAUUGCCUGAACAUCAAUAAGACUGAAUAAACAUACACAAUUAAUAAAUUGCCUAAAGGUAAAUUGAAACCUAA
Panonychus citri (citrus red mite) is the source of this 8349-nucleotide messenger RNA. RefSeq names its product Ca(2+)/calmodulin-responsive adenylate cyclase-like. Bases 1218 to 7901 code for a protein of 2227 amino acids. Gene Ontology annotation, cellular component: plasma membrane. Gene Ontology annotation, biological process: cAMP biosynthetic process; intracellular signal transduction; adenylate cyclase-activating G protein-coupled receptor signaling pathway. NCBI's taxonomy places the organism in Eukaryota, Metazoa, Arthropoda, Arachnida, Trombidiformes, Tetranychidae. The record is from RefSeq and is a predicted model, not a curated record. Gene Ontology annotation, molecular function: adenylate cyclase activity. The transcript has 9 exons.